UUAUCGCCACAGUCACACAUACAUAGCUCAUUCCUUUACAUACACACAACACCCAACAGUUACCUUAUACCUUCACCCAUCUUUCCUUUAUUACUUUUUGAAUAAAUUUAGAUUUUAUUAGACUGCUUUUUUUUCUUGUUUGACCACUAUUCAGGUAGAAACUUCCCUGAUUAAUUAAAUUAAUAACAAUCAAAUUAAACAUGGCGUUUAAUUCUGCGUAUCAGUUACGCCAUAUCCGUACUAAUACUUCCCUUCAAAAUGACACUUCGUCUGUGGUUGAACGUGCCAACUCGUUACUUUCUGAUUCACAAUCUCUGUGGGUUUUAUUCAGUCCAUCUAUGGAAACGACAUCUGCGGUAAAUGUUGGAUCAGAUAUCUUAUCAUUUACAAAUGGUAGUUUUGAGGAGGAGGAUGAUGCAGAGCAAGAUGAUGUAGAAGAAGAAGAAGUUGAUGAGGUACGCGAUUAUAAUGGAUAUGAUAGUGGAGAAGUUACGGAAGCAGAAUCUGAUCUUGAAGAUGAUGAUUCUUUGAUUGAUAAUCUUAAACAAAGUAAUUUAACCCCUUCACCAUCUCAGCUGAGGCUUGAACAAUUGAUUUUAAAUUAUGGUGCUACACAAGGAGGUGAUGAUUCAUUAAAUAAGCGUAUUAAUAAAUGGAAGAUGUCUCAAGAUGUCCCCGUCGAUGAUAAUACCGCCUCUUGGGAUUUGGACGAAAAUAUAAUCCAUGAUCUUUUACAAGCGAAGGAGUUGGACACUUCAAUCUUGAGUGGUGAUUCUUCUCUGUAUUACGGCAAUGAUAUCUUCAAAGGAUACUCUAGAGGUGAUUUGAUGCGGUUCAGAAGAAUUGCUAAUGAUUUAAAGUCAUCUUUAAACAGAAAGGAAGACUCAACGAAAUCCUUCCCUCUUGCAAUUACACAACUUCUCAUGAGAUUAUUUGAAAAGGAACAACAUAAUCAACAAUACAAGAGAACUACCACCCCAAGCAGUCCAAACUUGAAGAGAAGCAAUAACUCACAUAAACGUUAUUCUACCAUAUUGUCUGAGUUCAUCGAUUCAAAGGAAAGUAACCGAUUUUUGUCUUCAGUUAUUAAGAACCAAAUUAAAAAUUCUUUGAGUUCACAUUCAGGGGAAUUUGCAGCCCCUCAAUAUGAUACCAUAUCAAGUACAGGUUCUUCAUCUUUAGUUGCCUGUGGUGGCGGUGGUGGUGGAUUUGGAGGGUCUUCGUGGAAUGAUAUAUAGAAUGCGAGAGAAUGAUAUAUAAAGGUUUUGGGAAUUGGACGGAAGUUAUACACGUUCUAUGAUUCUAGGUAGAGAAUAAUUAUCCUAGGAGAUUUUACAUAUGGGAGCAUAAAGGAGGGACUAAUUUGCUACGAGGAUUGAUUGAUUUUUGUUUUUUUCCCUUCCCCUCUCCUUUUUUAUUUUAUUUUUAUAUUUUACUGGGGAAGGGAAUCAACAAUGGUAGGAGUAGAUUCAAUAUAGGUGUACAAUAAUAACAUAUAAUAAUACAUAUUACA
This is a messenger RNA of [Candida] anglica, 1513 nucleotides long. The record is from the annotation of a GenBank genome assembly. NCBI's taxonomy places the organism in Eukaryota, Fungi, Ascomycota, Pichiomycetes, Serinales, Debaryomycetaceae.